Messenger RNA from Synchiropus splendidus (mandarinfish), 1788 nucleotides. RefSeq names its product solute carrier family 35 member D1a (gene slc35d1a). Gene Ontology annotation, molecular function: antiporter activity; GDP-fucose transmembrane transporter activity. The transcript has 12 exons. Gene Ontology annotation, cellular component: Golgi apparatus. Lineage: Eukaryota; Metazoa; Chordata; Actinopteri; Syngnathiformes; Callionymidae. The record is from RefSeq and is a predicted model, not a curated record. Bases 82 to 1053 code for a protein of 323 amino acids.
GUCCGCGUCCACGGCCCGGGAGCAGCGAUGGCAGCAGGCUAGUGCUGCCCGGAGAACGGACCGAGCGAGAGCUUGUCGGGGAUGGCGGACCAACCUCUGACAGUGUUCGCCAGACUUUUCGCUGCUGGAUUCUACGGCGUCAGCUCCUUCCUCAUCGUCGUGGUCAACAAGAGCGUGCUGACCAACUACAGGUUUCCAUCCUCACUAUGCGUUGGAGUAGGUCAAAUGCUGGCCACGGUGGUGGUGCUGCGGGUGGGCAAGGCCGCCAGGGUGAUCAGCUUCCCAGACUUUGACGAAAGCAUCCCCCGCAAAACGUUUCCUCUACCUCUCCUGUACGUGGGAAAUCAGAUCUCCGGUCUCUUAGGUACCAAACGGCUGACUCUGCCAAUGUUUACUGUCCUCAGGAGGUUCUCCAUCUUAUUUACCAUGCUGGCUGAGGGACUUCUGCUCAAGAAGAAGUUCUCCCGGCCUGUGCAGCUGACAGUAUUUACAAUGAUCCUCGGGGCGUUUAUAGCUGCUAGCGCCGACAUGUCCUUUGACCUUCAGGGCUACCUGUUCAUCCUCCUGAACGAUGUGCUGACUGCAACUAACGGGGCCUAUGUGAAGCAAAAACUGGACGCCAAGGAGCUGGGGAAGUUUGGAUUACUCUAUUAUAAUGCAUUAUUCAUGAUUCUGCCCACUCUGCUGCUGGCUCAUGUGACCGGGGAGAUGCAGAAGGCAGUGGAGUAUGAGAACUGGUCCGAUGUGUUUUUCGUCUCCCAGUUCGCCCUCUCCUGCGUUAUGGGGUUUGUUCUGAUGUACUCCACGGUGCUCUGCACGCAGUACAACUCGGCUUUAACAACCAGCAUCGUGGGCUGCAUCAAGAACGUCCUGGUGACAUACAUCGGCAUGGUGUUCAGUGACGACUACAUCUUCUCCUGGAUGAACUUCAUUGGACUGAAUAUCAGUAUUGCGGCCAGUCUGGCGUACUCCUACAUCACUCUGACGGAGGAGCAGUCCAGCAAAGCCCCAGAAAACUCCAAACUGGACAUCAAGGGCAAAGUGGUUGUAUGACGGUGACACAGACUUUUUUUUCCAUAAAGCAGCGAGGAAACUGUCACUGAUACCACAGGUGGUGUACGGAAUGGACCUGAGACUUGCUGUUCUCCUGAACUGGCUUGGUCAGCAGUCGCAGACUUACCGAGACCCUGUUUUGUGGGUUUCGUUUUAGCUUAAUUUCUUUUGAAAUAACUUUAUUUUAAUGUAGCCAAGAGCGCAAAGGGAAACUGGGAAGCGAGCUUUCGUGUUUGUGGUCAUGGAUCACAUCUCUCAGUUUCUACGGCACAAUGUUUAUUUAAGUGUUACUGUGUUUUACUGUUGACAAGGAAUGUAACUCCAACACCUUCUGAGUGGGACGCACUGACUGUUUCAUUCAUGUUUUCACACGCACUUGUUCACCAGGACGUCAGUGCGGAGGCGGCCCCUGAUGAACUCGGAUUCUGUUAGCGUUGCUGUGAGAAAGAUCAGUUUACAUUUCGUUCACCAUGUAUUAGUAAACAUGACUGGCUCCCCCUGGAGGCGUCACGCCCGCUGAUGAUGUUGCAUUCAUGUCUGAACUGAGAUUAUUGUGACUUUUUUAUUAUUGUAUUAUCUCAAACUUUUAAUAGUUGGCUGAGCAUGUGGAUAUUUAUUACUAUUUUUGGACAAUUUGUCGGUGGAGUUGCUUUGAGGGGUCUAAAUGUCACCUCAAACCGUGACUAUGGGUUUUUAGCUGAAAUAUUGUAUUUUUACAUUAAAAGUCUAAUGUGA